AUGGCUGCCGAUGAUGUAGCUUUGGCCCCUGGUCCCUCCCGCGCUCACCACCCAGAAGGCACUCUCGAGCUAGUGUACAUAACAGUCCUCAUCUCCUUGGGAGUGCUCGCCAUGUUCCUCCUGCAUGUGCUGGGUUCCCUACGGCGGGGGUCGAGCCACAAGCUCCUCCACGCCGUUGUACUGGGAACUUACACGCUCUCAUACUCAUUGGUGAGCUACACCCUCGGGCUCAUGCAAGAGUCGCAGUACUACUUCCACGAGUUUGCGGUGUGGGCGGUGUGCCUGCUCAUGCUCCUCGGCGGCACCGACAAUCUCAUGGCGUGCAGGCUCGACGACGUCGACAACUGGAAGAGCUUCCACGUGAAGCACCUCUUCAAGGGAGUAGUGGUGGUAAUUAUUCUCGUGCUCUAUGGGGGGGACGUGCCUGAAUUCCAGAAGCCGCUCUGGGCCAUCUUAGUUGUGAAUGUCCUCCAGUCAUGCGUGCGGAUCAAGUCCAUGAGGAUGGCGAGCAAGUCUAACCUUCUAUCCGAGAACGUGAAGCCGAUCGUCGACCACAUGAAGCUCGACCGCAACAACACGGAGUACGAUCCCGUAACCAUGAAAGGAUACAAGUACAUCGUCAGUGGCGAGCAUGUGGAAAAAAACAAUGGCGAGCAACCUGGGAAGAUCACCACCGUGGACCAGAUCUGGGGGUGCAAGGGGAGCCUGUUAUCCUCCAAGUCAGAGAGAGGCAUGAAACUCAAGGACAUCUGCCUCUCCAUGGCUCUAUCCAAGAUGCUCAACCGGCGGUUCGCCGGCUUCGAGCUAGCUGAGGUGAAGGCGAACCGUCAGAAAACACAUAACUUUGUGUUUGAUGGCCUACUGCUUGCUGGGGACAAAAAGGACAAGUAUGAGCGGGCAUUCCGGGUCAUCGAGGUAGAGCUCGGUUUUGUGUAUGACCUGUACUACACCAGGUAUCCUUUCCUCUACCAGAAGAUACGCCACUUGGCACUCUGCCUUCCGGUGGCCAUGGUUAGCUUCUGCUCGUGGCUCACCUAUGAGCUCUACAAGAAACACAAGAAAGAUGCUGACGACAUCCCUAUGACCGCCACUCUGUGCUUGAUGGCUGUUGUUACAUUCUUGGAGGCACUCCAGCUGUACCUGCACAUGGCCUCAGAUUGGUUCAAGGUAGCGUUGAUCCGGGGAUACGUCACCAGGCGUGAUGAUGUGGUAAAAACUGGCCAUUGCGUGCAUAUGAUCAUCGGCCUUUUGUUGGGAUUGAAGGCACUCCGGCCAUGGGAAAACAAGCUCGGGCAGUACUCUCUCCUCGACAAGUACGACAGCAGACGAUACACAAGCAGUUGUGUUCAUUAUAUGACACUCUUCCUGGUUGACAGGGCCAGGAAGGGGCGCAAGAGAGGGAAUCCUGUUAAGCUGUCAAAACAAGUGAAGGAAGCAGUCAUUGGUUCCCUCGUCAGCAGCAAAGGCCACCUGAGAGAUGGGGCAAGUUCACUAGAGAAGCAUGGCGUCGACGAGAAGCUAUCUUGGGCCUGCAAGUUGCCCACGGUUGCCGAAACCAUACUGGUAUGGCACGUCGCUACAACCAUGUGCAAGCACGAAUGUGAUGAUGCAUCUGCACUGGCCGAAGUCCCAGAUAGCAAUGUGGUCGACACGGCCUCCAGCUUGUCACAGUACUGUGCAUACCUCGUGGCUUUCGCGCCGGACCUCCUGCCGGGUCACAGCUUUGACUCCGCGUCCAUACUCGAUAAAUCCAUCGAAGAUGCACGCAGAUUGUUAGAUUUCAAAGGCACCAGGUCGACCAUGGAGCAAAAGUGUGCUAAACUGAAGAGCAUCGCCAACAGCAGCAAUCUGGACAUCGUCGUCGUCCAGGGCGCUCUGCUUGCGAGCCAGCUGACAGAAGAGAUCAGAAACAAGAAGCCGCAGUGGGAAUUUCUCUCAGAUUUCUGGGCAGAGAUGAUGCUCUACGUCGCGCCGUGUGACGACGCACAGGCCCGGGCGCACCUGGAGGCCCUGGCAAGAGGAGGAGAAUUCAUCACGCACCUGUGGGCGCUGCUCACACACGCCGGCGUGCUGAAGCCUGCCCCGACUGGGUCAGAGGCCGUCUGA
Molecule: messenger RNA, 2106 nt
Organism: Lolium perenne
Lineage: Eukaryota; Viridiplantae; Streptophyta; Magnoliopsida; Poales; Poaceae
Source: RefSeq, a predicted model, not a curated record